Salmo salar (Atlantic salmon) is the source of this 3609-nucleotide messenger RNA. Lineage: Eukaryota; Metazoa; Chordata; Actinopteri; Salmoniformes; Salmonidae. The record is from RefSeq and is a predicted model, not a curated record.
GAAGUUGAUUUAACAAGUGAUAAUCAAUAAAGGAUUAUCGCUUUCACCUGGAUUCACCUGGUCAGUCUAUGUCAUGGAAAGAGCAGGUAUUCUUAAUGUUUUGUAUACUCAGUGAAUUUCACAAUAGCGUCCAUUAGUGAAUUAAGGUCUAAACGAGAGCAAAACAUGACCAAUGGGUCUCUGUAGCACCACCUAGUGCUUUUGUUGUGAGUCUGAUUGCUCUACAUCGAGGUUGAACUUUGCCUUUUGUGUCAUGACAUGCUCAUUUUUCUAGCGAACCGAUAGCAAUUCCUGACUUGGGGGAUAGAAGAACGACUUAUAACAAAGUCUUGCAAUAUCUACCUACAAAUAGUGAACUAAUUCCAGAUCAAUGUACAUUCAUUUCAAUUUGAGACAUUGAAUUGCAUUCCAAUUGUUUUCCUAAUAUGAUGUGGUUGUUUUUCCGAAUUCCAGAUCUUUUCAUCAGAAAACUUGAUCAAAUGUUUUUUAAUAUCUAUAUUGUUUUUUAUGUAGCAGAUGCACAUACACAUGUGAUGAGUGGUAGCAUUUGUUUGUUUGGGACCCAGGACAGCGAUGUACAGCCUAUAAUAUAGUAUAGAGUAAAAUAUAUGAAUGCAUUAUCAAACAGGACUGGCUCCUGCUGGAGGGAAAAUUAUAACAAAAUAAUAUUUGUAGCUUCUUCUAUAAUCAUAUUAGGUAGAAUAGUAUAGUGGUGUAGUUUUAUUAACUCUAUAGUGUGAAAUAUAGUAGGCCUAUUAUGAUUUGGUGUGAGAGGUUGAUUAAGAGAGAGAGAGAGAGAGAGAGAGAGAGAGAGAGAGACAGGGGAACGAGGAGGGAAGAGAGGAAACGAGAGAGGAAGAGCUGUCUAUGGAUGCGGCUUGGACAGAGGGGACUCUGAAUGCGCACUCUUCACUGACGAGGAACAGCAAGCUGCAGACAUGGAGGCAAAAGGCAUUGGCAUGCCCCAAGUCAUGGUGUGGUGGGAGAAGGGGAUCCAGGUUGUCCUCACCACUUUGGGGGCGUUUGCAGCCUUUUCCCUGAUGGCGGUGGCCAUCGGGACGGACUACUGGCUGUACGCACGGGCCUUCAUCUGCAACAGCACGGCCAACUCCUCCCAGGACGACCCCAACAGCAAGGACAAGAAAGACCCUGGUGCCCUCACCCACUCUGGCCUCUGGAGGAUCUGCUGUCUGGAGGGGCUGAAGAGAGGAGUGUGUUCUCAGAUCAAUCAUUUCCCGGACGAUGCAGACUAUGAUCAGGAUGCAGCAGAGUAUCUCCUGCGUGUUGUCCGAGCCUCCAGUAUCUUCCCCAUCCUGAGUGCUAUACUGCUUCUGAUGGGAGCGAUGUGUGUUGCAUCCAGCAGCUUCUACAAGAGCAAGAGGAACAUCAUCCUAGGAGGAGGCAUCCUGUUUGUGGCUGCUGGCCUGAGCAACAUCAUCGGUGUGAUCGUGUACAUCUCUGCGGCGCUAAGCGACAUCUCGCCCAAAAAGGACGAGGACAAGAAGUGGCAUUACUCGUACGGCUGGUCCUUCUACUUUGGAGGCCUCUCCUUCAUCCUGGCUGAGAUGGUGGGCGUCCUGGCCGUCAACAUUUACAUUGAGAAGAACAAGGAGCUGCGCUGCCGCUCACGCACCGAACUCUUCAAGAGCACCACGCACGCCAUGCUCCGCUUGCCCAGCUACCGCUUCCGCCGGCGCUCUCGCUCCAGCUCGCACUCUACCGACCCGCCACGCUCCCCCCGUGACACCUCACCCACAGACUCCAAGAGUUUUGCAUUACCGCCGUCUGCCCCGCCUUUCUCUGUGGCCACCCUGCCCAACCCGCACCAUGCUGGUGGAGGAGUAGGGGGCGAUAUCUCCAUGUAUACCCUGACCCGGGACUCCAAGAUGGGGAGUCUUGGUGGCGGCGGGCCCCCCCUCUAUGGCACGGUGGACCGGGCCUCCCUCUACCAGCUGCACAGCUACUUCCCCAAUGAGGAAGUGGGAGGGAUGAUGAGCGGUACACUGCCUUCUCUCUCCAAGUCCAACCUCUCUGCGGCGGGUCAGAAUGCCGCAGUCGGCGGCACUGCCAUUGCGCCCCUGAAUACCUUGUCGUCCUCCGGUCCUACCCCCCAGCAGCCACCUCUGUCCACUGGCACCAUGGAGAGAGAGAGGGGCAUGGGCACCCUGGACCGCCUGGGGGGAAAACGGAACAGGGACACUGACUCGGACACGCUGAACAGGAGAACCACGCCAGUGUGAGCCUUGGAGAUAGGAGCAAGAGCCAUGGAGGUGCAGGGCCAUCUCAGUCUGUUUUUGACUACUAUGAAUAUAUCUAUUCCACUGACGAGAAUAUCAAAUGUAUUAUUAACAACAUUAUUGAGUAUAUAUUCAUUUUGAAAUGCACAAUAUGUCUAUAGUUGUAAACUUUGGUUUGUCUUAUCAUUCUGAGUGCUUGAUUAUCAUAGCCAAUUUACAAGACUGUAAAGAUGGUAACUUCUUGAAUAUUAUCACAUUGCUGUUGUUUUAUUCUCGUAAUCGUAAAUGAAGGGUAAAUUUGUACAUUUUGAACUAUGAUUUUUGUAUUUUUGUAUUUCUUUAAAGUUUUCAUUGAUUUCUAGCUCCAUCACAUUAAAUCUGAUGUCGUCAUGCGGGAAGCAUGUGCGCAAAUUAUGAGUGUAAUAUUGUAUUUGUAUUUUAUUUUAAAUAUAUUUUAUUGGAUUAUUAUUAAUAAUAAUAUUGUUACUAUUAUUAUUGUUAUAAUUAUUGUUAUCAUCACAUUUUUAAGGCUAUUAUUUUUGUUUGUUAAUACAGGUAUAACCAACAUAGCCUAGUCUGUGUUUUUUAUUCUUCAUGACAAGUGUAUUAGAUUAUAGGCUUUAUUUUAGUGAUGGUAUAUACUGUAUUCUUAAUGUUUUUCUUUAAAGCAGUGAUUCUCAACUCGUGGAUCGCGACCCAAAUUUGGGUCACGGGAGGUUUUGAAUGGGUAUACCCAUUGUAACUUCUUGAAUAUUAUCACAUUGCUGUUGUUUUUAUUCUCGUGUCUGAGUAUAAAAUAAAAUAAUUAAAACAUUUACUUAAACGACUAAAAACCAGGUAGAAAGUGAUGAACUAAUUUAAUCUCUGAACUAUUUUUCUUCAAUCAUAGUAUUUUCAAUAUAGAGCUAGCAGUGCUAAUCAGCGAAUUUGGUUGAUUUUUUGGACUCAAACCAGCGAGUUUAUUAACAUUCUUCAUCAAGAAUAUGGGCAAAUUUGACAAAUUUCCUUUGAUGUAUAAUUGCUACAAUUACAAUCAAUAUGGAAUUCAAAAAUAGUUUUCCAGAUUGCAUUUUCACAUAUUUUAUUUCGCAAUGCAAAUACUGGGUCACGACUGAGACAACCUGGUUUAAUUUGGGUCCCGAGGAAAAACCAGUUGAGAACCACUGCUUUCAAGAUCCUACCUUCGGGUUAGGGGGCUGAGAUCCUGUGAUCCUGUGAUUGAAGAAGACAACAAUCUCUUCUUAAUAAAUGAUAUUUCUACUCUAAUACACAUUCAUCAAACUAAGGACAUUUGUGAUGGGUAAGCAAUACAACAUUCUAAGCCUGAAAAAUAAAUACAAAAUAAAACAAAUAUAUUCAAUAAAGUUAUAUA